AUGGCGUCCUCUGGCACCUCAUCUCAGCCAACGGCAGUAUCUUCUCACACACUGGGGACUGAGAUCGUGGGCAGCACCACGGGAGUCACUCAAACCAACAGCGAGUUAAGCACAGCAACAUCACUUGUCUCAACAACCUCUCAGAUCCUUACAACCGCCAUUCCCAAAACAUCCACGGGUUCCACCUCAAUAGCUGCCCCAGUCCCUCUGAAAUCUGAGAAAGGGGUUCCCCUCUUCCUCUAUGGAUCACAUGUUGGAGAUCAGAAGUUUGUCAAGAGGACUGUGGACUUCACCUCGAUGCUCUUCAGACCCCAGAUUGGCUUCCCUCUUGGCUUCUCUCUCAGGGAUUUCCUCUAUUUCACAGAUAAUGGCCAGAUCAUUUUCCCAGAGUCAGAGAGCCAGAUUUUCUCCUACCCCAACCCUCCCCUCAGAGGUUUCACAGCUGAGGACCCUGUGGCCCUGGUGGCUCCAUUUUGGGAUGAUGCAGAUUUUUCCAGCCAACGGGGAACCAUAUUUUACCAGGAAUAUGAGACGCUCUAUGAUGAGCACUACACACUUGUCCAGCAGGUGGAAUCCUGGAUUAAAAAAUUCACAAACACCUUAUACUACAAAGCCAGGUGGACACUAAAGGUCACAUGGGUCAAUGCCCCUGCCUAUCCCGCUCAGCGGCCCAUUGGGACCAACACCUACCAGGCCAUCCUCUCCACAGAUGGAAGCAGAUCCUACGCCCUGUUUCUCUACCAAAGCGGGGGCAUGCGGUGGGAUGUGACCCAACACCCAGUCAACUCGGUUCUCAUGGGUUUCUCCAGUGGAGAUGGAUAUUUCCAAAACAGCCCCCUGAUGUUCCAACCAGUGUGGAAGAAGUAUCGUCCAGACCGAUUCCUGGAUUCCAGCUCAGGCCUUCAGGGACUGCAGUUCUAUAGGCUACAUGGGAAAGAAAUACCCAACUACCGACUCAGGUGCUUGCAGCAGUUGAAGAGAGAGCCUCAGUGGCCCACCUGGGGCUGGAACCAGAUCUCCUGUCCUUGCUCCUGGCAACAGGGACGUUGGGACUUACGAUUCCAGCCAAGAGGCUGGUGGGGCCUCCAAGGCAGGCAGCUGUGUAGCUUCUCUUCCUGGCGCGGGGGCGUGUGCUGCAGCUAUGGGCCCUGGGGAGAGCUUCUGCAAGGCUGGAGAGUGCAGAGCCCGUGGCAGCUUGAUCAAGAACUGGAGUUGCAGAACUGGUGCUGCAGCUGGAACGACAAGCCCUCCUUCUGUGCCCUGUACCAGAAACUGCGGCCACGUGUCACCUGUGCUGGGUACCGGCCCCUGCGGCCUGCCUGGAUGUUUGGGGAUCCCCACAUCACCACCUUCGAUGGCAGCAACUUCACUUUUAAUGGGCUGGGGGACUUCCUGCUGGUCCAGGCCCAAGGCAGAAACUCCUCCUUCCUGCUGCAAGGCCGCACAGCCCAGACCGGCUCCGCCCAGGCCACCAACUUCAUUGCCUUUGCUGCUCAAUACAACUCCAGCAACCUGGAGGACUCCAUAACGGUUCGAUGGCUCCUGGAGCCCAAUGACAAAAUCCUUGUGUUGCUCAACAACCAGACUGUGAGAUUCAAGACUAACCAGGAAGAUGCAGAAGGGCUGGAGAUAUUCAAUAGCACGGGAAUCACCAUGACCCACAAUGGUUCCCUGGUAUCAGCCAGUUUCGAUGGGACAACAACCAUCUCAGUGAUGGCUCUCUCCAACAUCCUCUAUGCCUCCUGCAGCCUCCCAGAGGAUUAUCAAAACCACACUGAGGGUCUUCUGGGGGUCUGGAAUAAGGAUCCAGAGGAUGACUUCAAGAUGCCCGAUGGCUCCAUCAUCCCCCGAAAGAGCUCUGAGGAAAUGCUUUUCCACUAUGGAAUGACCUGGACAAUCAAUGGGACAAGCCUCCUUGGCAAGAGGGAUGACCAUCUGCCUGCCAACUUCACCCCUGUCUUCUUUUCCCAACUGUGGGCAAAUACAUCCUUGAAUAAAAGUUUGGUUUCUGGGUGUAAAGAAGACAGAGCGUGCAUGUACGACACCCUGGCCACAGGAAGCAGAAGCACUGGCCUGCACACUGCCAUGCUCUUGAGAAGCUACCAGCUGAUGAACCUCACCAUCAAUCAGUCCCCGCCCUCUAUCGAUGGUCCCCAUGAGGUGGAAGCCUACUGGGGGCAGCCCAAGCUGGUUCAGUACACCAGCAGCUCUGAGGACCACACGUUCAUUCUCCGAAACGACUGUGCUGACUUCCAGCUAUUUGAAAACGGGACAUUGCUAUGGACACCAAACUUGCUGAAACCCUGUACUCCGGAGAUUCUAGUAAGAAAUCUCAAGAACGACUGGGCAUCUAUGCUCCAACCAAAGAUGGUGGUCUGCACUUGCAAGGCAGCGAGCCAAUGUUUAUACAACCAGACCAGCAGGAUAGGCAAUUCCUCCCUCGAGGAGGCUGACUGCAAGUGUGACGGAAACACAUUCGGCCCCAACUGCCAACAUACCAAGGACUUGUGUGAGGAGCCGUGCUUCCCUAAUGUGACGUGCACUCCAGGGGAGGGCUGUGAGGCCUGUCCUCUGAACAUGACUGGGGAUGGGCGCCACUGUACAGUUCUAGAGAGCCCUUUCGACUGUCACAACAAGUCCUGCCCUGAGAAUUUCUGCUACAACGAGGGCUACUGCUACAUCUCCCAGGCGCUAAACUGCCAACCCACCUGCACCUGCCUCCCAGCCUUCACAGACGCCCACUGCUUCUUGGCUGGAAACAAUUUCACUCCAAGCAUUGUUGAAGAGCUUCCUUUAAGAGUCAUCCGGCUCUUUCUCAUUGAGGAAGAAAAUGCCACCAAAGAAGAGGUCAACGCCUCGGUGGCCUACACACUGGGGAACCUGGACGUCCGGGCCUUUCUCCGGAACAGUGAAGUUGAAAAAACGUAAGUGGACAGCCCCCCCUGGCCCCCGACUCGUAUGGGGAGCUUUCAGCACUGGGCAGUCACCUCAGAAUUCCAGUACCGCCCUCGGGGCCCUGUCAUCCACUUCCUAAACCACCAGCUGCUGGAAGCUGUGGUGGAGGCCUUCUUGCUCCAGGACCGGUGGAAGAGAUGGAAGAGAAGCGAGGAGCCCAGGAACAACGUGAUCUUCUACCCCAUCUCCACUAGACAAGUAUUCAGUCUGGAGGCUUGGAAUGUGAGCUUUCUGGAGACUCGCUUGAGCUGCAAUGGUUACAAGGGUUACCACCUGCUCUACAGCCCCCAGGAUGGUUUUACCUGUGUGUCCCCGUGCAGUCAGGGCUACUGCGAGCAUGGAGGCCGGUGCCAGCACCUGAUCGAAGGGCCCGAGUGCAGCUGUGUGCCCUUCUCCAUCUACACCCCCUGGGGAGAGCGCUGUGAGCGGCUGAGCAUAAAACAUGGAGCCUUCUUCGGGAUCCUCUUUGGAGCCCUGGGGACCGUCUUGCUGCUGGGGACUGUGGUGUUUGUGGUCCUGCAUUACUGGGGCUGCCCCAGGACCCGGUACUCCUACCCCCUGGACAUGGCAAGUUGAGGCCUCCCCACCAAGGGGCAGUUGUGGCCUGAGAUACCUCAAGACCCACCCUAAACUUACCCACACACGUCUAGGCAUUGCUUUGGAGAGACUGGAAAAGAGAAAGUGACUGAAGGCGAAUCAGGAUUUUUCAAGUUUGAAUAAUGGGAGUGAAUAAUAAAAGGGCAAGAACAUACCUUGUCAGUAGACACUGGGGCAGAGAGGAUAAGGCCAUAAAGACCUAUAGCUUAAAUGGGUGGAUUCUUACACAGACAUUGUGUAAGAAUGGACAUUGACCCACACACAACACAAAUACACACACACCAGA
Talpa occidentalis (Iberian mole) is the source of this 3838-nucleotide messenger RNA. RefSeq names its product mucin 4, cell surface associated (gene MUC4). NCBI's taxonomy places the organism in Eukaryota, Metazoa, Chordata, Mammalia, Eulipotyphla, Talpidae. The record is from RefSeq and is a predicted model, not a curated record. The transcript has 24 exons. Gene Ontology annotation, biological process: cell-matrix adhesion.